Messenger RNA from Nakaseomyces glabratus, 507 nucleotides. It is a transcript of the gene YRA2, whose product is annotated as Yra2p. Gene Ontology annotation, molecular function: RNA binding. Lineage: Eukaryota; Fungi; Ascomycota; Saccharomycetes; Saccharomycetales; Saccharomycetaceae. The record is from RefSeq and is a predicted model, not a curated record.
AUGAGCCAGAACACUAAGCACCACCGAGUCACUAAUUAUAGAAGGAGAGAUCUUCGAAACACGCUGGAGUCAAGGCUAGGUCUCCCCGUAGAAAAAAGAAGGCUUGUACCUCAACUUUUUAGAUUAAAAAUAACCAACAUAGGUCUUGAUGUAUCUGAUUACACCAUACUUGAUAUAAUCAAGGAAUUCGGAGAACCUGAGUAUAUUAAUUUCCGCGAUCACAAGGACUCAAGGUCAUGCAUUUCUGAUUUCAAGGAUAAUGAAAUAGCUACAAAACUCAUUGAAAAAUACAACAACUUUGAGAUAAAUGGCAAAUCGAUCCAAGUGACUUUACUCGACCAACAAAAAAGGAAAAGGGAUGCCGACCAAGAACGUAGAAAACUUAGACAUGGUCCCAGAGGUGGAUAUGGCAGCCAUUAUACGAAGUCACAAAAACCAAUUGAACAAAGAAAUAAGACAGUUGACGAAUUAAACGCAGAAUUAGAUGCAUAUAUGAAAGAGUCAUAG